CAACUCUAUUAUCAAAUAUAUUUGCAAAUAGCAGUAGAACGUCGUUGCGAAACGGUGAAUAGUGUUUGGUCCAGUUAUCUUUUGGCCCCGGUUAAAGAAGUAUCUCGAAUUCUAAGGAGAAUUGCCAAAUUUGUUUUACAUUCGUCUUGGAGAAGGAUUUGAGGGUCCUCGAGAACGAUCGAUAACCGAUGACAUUCAGGAUUAUAUAAAGAAAUUGAAGGAGCCCAUUGCCAUCAGUGAUCAUAAUCCAAGCGAUCGAGGAUGAAGUGCUUCGUCUUCUCGCUUCUACUUUGUGUUUUAAUAACAUUUUCGACUGCCGGAAGUCCAAAAGUGAUUAUUAUCGGCGCUGGACCAUCUGGCAUAGCUGCAGCUUCUAGAUUACUGCAGAAUGGGAUAAACGAUGUGACCAUUCUCGAAGCGGAAGACAGAUAUGGUGGAAGAAUUAAAAAAACUGAAAUCGGAGAAUAUUCCACGGAUCUGGGGGCACAAUGGGUCCACGGAGAGGACGGAAAUGUGGCAAAUGAACUCGCCGCACCAUUAGGUCUUUUAUCGAAACAAGUGGCAUCUAACGUUACCGAUCUAAUCUAUGAUUGCAUAUAUUUUGAAUCCUCCGGUACAAAACUGCCGGAAGAAGUGACCCAGGGAUUUUUUCAAUUUGGUGAUGAAAUUAAAGAUCACAUAAUCGGGGUGGAUGAUCAAAAAAAUACAUCUUUUGGAGAAUACAUGAGGAAGAGACUUGAUGAAUGGUUCACAAAACAUCCAGCGAUUACCCCCGAAUUACAAAAACCUUUGACUCAUUCAAUGGAACUAGAGAUGACGGCGAUAUUUGGAGCCGAACAUUCAGAUGAUGUGUCUGUGGUAGGAGUUAAAAACGCGCCAUCGUGUCCCGGAUUUCGGGAUCUUAAUUGGAAGGAGAGAACUUAUGGAACUAUAUUGGAGAUACUCAUGAAAAGGUAUCCGAAUCCUGAAGAAGAGCUGCCGGUCUUGAACAAAACGCUGUUGAACAAAAAAGUAACAAAGAUAAAUUAUGCGGAGGAAGGACCAGUGAAAGUGACUAGUGCUGAUGGAGAAGAAUACACGGCUGAUCAUGUUAUUUUUACUCCCUCAUUGGGAGUUUUGAAAGCUAAUCAUGAACAGCUUUUCGAGCCCCAGUUGCCGGAAAAGAACAGGAAAGCUAUAGAGGCACUUGGUAUGGGUAGAAAUGGCAAGAUAUUGCUGUAUGAUGAGGAACCCUGGUGGAACAUCGAAGGGCACUGGGCCCUGCAUAAUUUUGUGUGGACUGAGGACGACCGCAAAGUUCUAGAAAAUGAUCCUGAGAAAGCGUGGAUGUUGGGUGUGACAUACGGCUUCCCGGUCGAGUAUAAGCCGAAAUUGUACCAAAUUUGGUUGAGCGGACCUCACUUAGAUCAAAUGGAACGACUACCCCAAGAAUUAUUCAGAAAUCAAACUCUAGAGCUGAUUCAACGAUUUUUCGGCAAAACGUACAAUGUAACAGAGCCCACCGAGAUUCAAAGAACAUCGUGGAACACUAAUGAGAAUUUUCGUGGAACUUACAGUUAUCCAACGAUUCAGUCAGAGACAGCAAUGUCUGGUGCAACCGAACUAGGCGAACCGGUGAUACACGGGGGAAUCCCGGUUCUAUCAUUCGCCGGAGAAGCUACUGAACCUAGGUAUUUCUCAAUGGUUCACGGUGCAAUAGCCUCCGGAUGGCGAGAAGCCGAUCGCCUUAUAAAUUUGUAUCGUCAACAAAACAGUAAUCCCAAGGUAAUUGUCAUUGGUGCUGGUGCUGCGGGUAUCGCUGCUGCCUCAAAAUUACUGCAAAAUGGCUUUGAUGAUGUAAUCAUUUUGGAGGCUGAAGAUAGAUAUGGUGGGCGAAUCUACUCAACCAAAAUAGGGGAGUAUUGGGGGGAUUUAGGUGCCCAGUGGGUCCACGGAACGGAGGGAAAUGUUGUUCACGAACUUGCUUCACCACUGGGUCUCCUUUCAACAGCUCGUGGCCCAGAAGAACCUGAAGAGCCGCCUUUUCAGGUCAAACUGUGCGGAUCUUCGGGGAGUACAUUACCAGCUGAUGUCACGCAAGGUGUCCUUGAUCAUAUAACUAAUAUUAUGCAUAAUUAUACAGGACUUGAGGAUUUGAAGACUGGAUCGAUGGGCGAAUACAUAGAAACCAGAUUCAAUGAUUGGUUUAAAAAACAUCCGGAAAUUAGCGACGAGCUGCGUAAAUCACUGUUACAUAAUGUGAAGUUAAUGACUCUAUCAGAGGAAGGUGCGGAUGAUUGGAAUAAAGUAUCUGUAUUUGGAUCUAAAGAUGCUCCUGCGUGUUCUGGUUUCAGUGAAAUCAAUUGGAAGGAAAGAACUUACGAUACUAUUUUCAAUAUACUAAUAAAACAAUAUCCAAAUCCCGAAGAUGAAUUGUCAGUCUUAAAUAAGACAUUCUUGAACAAGAAAGUCUCGAAAAUAAAUUACGCUGGGGAUGGCCAGCUGCGGGUGAUGACAACAGAUGGAUGGGAAUAUAUGGCUGAUCAUGUUAUCUUCACUGCAUCAUUGGGAGUAUUGAAAGCAGAUCACGAAAAGAUUUUCCAGCCUCCUCUCCCAGAAAACAAUAGAAACGCUAUUGAGCGAAUUGGCAUGGGAAGAAAUGCAAAAAUUCUUAUGUAUUAUGAGAAUCCCUGGUGGAAGCCGCGAAAACAUACACUCAAUUCGUUUUACUGGACCGAAGAGGAUAGAAAAGAGAUUGAAAAUAACCCGAAAAAGAAUUGGCUAUUGGGAAUAAUAGACGACAGUAUAGUUGAGUACAAGCCGAAACUAUACCUUCUCUGGAUUAGUGGGCCUUAUGCUGAGGAAAUGGAACGAAUACCCGAUGAACAAUUUCAGGAACAAAUCAUGGAAUUCCUGCGAAAAUUUUUCGGAAGCACUUACAACAUCACAGAACCAACGAAAAUUGUAAGAUCAUUUUGGAACACAAAUGACAACUUCUGGGGAACUUACAGUUAUCAAACUCCACAAUCUGUCAAAACCAACGUGGGCCCCCGUGAUCUUGGUGCCCCAAUAAUGCGUAAAGGGGUGCCCAUUUUGCAGUUCGCGGGGGAAGCUACUGAUCCCGCUCAUUUCUCGACUGUCCAUGGUGCGAUAGCUUCCGGUUGGCGUGAGGCAGAUCGUCUUAUAAAUUUUUACAAUGGCAAUCCAAAAGUGAUUAUCGUUGGUGCCGGUGCAGCAGGCAUAGCAGCCGCUUCUAAAUUAAUGCAGAAUGGAAUUGAUGAUUUAAUCAUACUGGAAGCGGAGAACAGAUAUGGUGGAAGGGUUAAUUCAAUCAAAAUAGGGGAGUACUGGGCGGACCUGGGGGCCCAAUGGGUCCACGGGGUGGAAGGCAACGUCGCUUAUGAACUUGCCUGGCCACUGGGGCUCCUUUCGAAAUCUCGCGGUCCAGGAGAACCUGAGGAAUUUCGAGUUACUUUUCAGUUACGCGAAUCUUCUGGGAAUUUAUUAUCAGAGGAUAUCAAUAAUGCGGUAACAAGCUAUGGAGAGGAAGUUUUCAGUAAUAUCACCGGAAUUGAGAACUUGAAAACUGGAUCUUAUGGAGAAUACUUCGAAACAAGAUUCAACAACUGGUUUGAAAACCAUCCGGAAAUCAGUGUUAACUUGCGAAAAUCAUUGAUGAAUAGUAUGGAAUUAAUGACAAUGGCAUCUGAAGGUUCGGAUGAUUGGCACAAAGUAUCUAUAGCUGGAUCUGAACAGGCUCCACCGUGUGCUGGUUUCAACGAGGUCAAUUGGAAAGAUCGGGCUUAUCGUACGAUUUUGGAGAUCAUGAUGAAAAAGUACCCGAAUCCCGAAGAUGAGUUGCCUGUUUUGAAUAAAACCUUCCUAAAUAAAAAAGUAUCUAAAGUAAAUUAUGCCGACGAAGGACCGGUAAAGGUGACUACGGCCGACGGUACAGAGUAUACUGCCGAUCACGUUAUUUUUACGACAUCACUGGGAGUUCUCAAAGCAGAUCAUGCGAAAAUCUUUGAGCCUGCUCUUCCAGAAAUAAAUAAAAACGCUAUUGAGCGUCUUGGAAUGGGGAAAAAUGCCAAAAUCCUCAUGUACUACGAAACCCCUUGGUGGGAAUCCCGAGGAAAUGUUUCUAAUGCUUUUUAUUGGACAGAAGAAGAUAGGAAGGAAAUGGAAAAUGACCCUGAUAAAAAUUGGCUAUUAGGAAUAGCAUAUGACAGCAUAGUCGAGUAUAAACCGAAACUCUAUUUUCUCUGGAUGAGUGGACCCUACGCUGAGCAGAUGGAACGAAUUCCUGAUGAACAGUUCAAAAAUCAAACCAUGGAAUUUCUGCGAAAAUUCUUAGGGAAAACUGGAACCGUUACGGAACCAACUGAAAUUAGGCGAUCGUCCUGGAACACCAAUGAAAAUUUCCGUGGGUCCUACAGCUACCCAACGAUGCAAUCAUUUGAAACUACCAGGGGCCCUCGUGAUCUGGGUACGCCGGUAAUGCGGAAAGGGAUUCCUGUUGUUCAGUUCGCAGGUGAAGCUACUGAUCCACCUCAUUACGCAAAUGUCCAUGGAGCAAUAGCUUCUGGCUGGCGGGAGGCGGAUCGAUUAAUAAAUUUGUAUUCAAAAGAAUAAAUUUUUUGCAUUGCAAUAAACUAUUGAAAUUGAUGGUAUCAA
Messenger RNA from Diachasmimorpha longicaudata, 4653 nucleotides. RefSeq lists its product as uncharacterized. The transcript is spliced from 17 exons. The coding region runs from base 262 to 4611 and encodes 1449 amino acids. Gene Ontology annotation, molecular function: polyamine oxidase activity. NCBI's taxonomy places the organism in Eukaryota, Metazoa, Arthropoda, Insecta, Hymenoptera, Braconidae. The record is from RefSeq and is a predicted model, not a curated record.